AAAAAAUUGAAAACCCAACCCCAAAACCAAAAGGCAAAAGCCCCAAAGCGAGAGAGUCAUGGAACUCAAUUCAAAAUGAGGGAUUUGUUGUAUAUGCCCUUUCUUUAGAAGAAAGAAAAGACCAAUAACAACUCCACAACCCCUGUCUUUUAUCUCUCUGCUGUCUCCAGAUCUACCCUUCCUCAGCUUUCUCACAAAUCUCAAUUCAAUCCUUCCAGUGAUGGGGGUUUUCAGCUAUUGAUAGAUCUUAGACAAAACGGUUAUCAAAAUCUCAGCAUAAAGAUUCAAGAUUAAUGGUGUCUGCAUCAAUCAAUGUGUAUCUAAUUUUUGGAAAUUGUGAUGUGGGUUUUGGAGUUGAAAAGAGUAUAGAAUUGGAAUUAGGAUUUGAUAUUGUUUUUGAGACUGAUUUCAAUAGAUCAAUUGCUGGGUCAUUUGGGUGAGAAUAUGUGAGUUAUGGUAUCUAAUUCACUGAUGAGGAUUGUGGCACCAUGUUGGAGGCCUUCCAUAGAAGGUGAAAAUUCUGGUAGAGGGGAUGUUGCAGGCCGGGUUGAUGGUUUAUUGUGGUAUAAAGAUUCAGGGCGCCAUGUUAAUGGGGACUUUUCUAUGGCAGUAAUUCAAGCUAAUAAUGUAUUGGAAGAUCAUAGCAGACUUGAUUCGGGGCCGCUGAGCUCACUUGAUUCAGGUCCACAAGGAACAUUUGUUGGAAUUUAUGAUGGCCAUGGAGGUCCUGAAGCUUCCCGGUUUGUCAACAGUAGACUAUUUGACAAUCUUAAGACUAUUCAUGGUGCAGAAUUCACAUCAGAGAAUCAGGGAAUGUCAGAAGAUGUUAUCACCAAAGCAUUUUUGGCGACAGAGGACGAAUUCCUCUCUCUUGUAAAGAAGCAGUGGCUAAGUAAGCCACAAAUUGCUUCUGCGGGUUCAUGUUGUUUAGUUGGUAUAAUAUGUAGUGGACUGCUUUACAUUGCAAAUGCAGGAGACUCUCGAGUGGUGUUAGGAAGAUUGGAGAAAGCCUUCAGUGAGGUAAAAGCCGUUCAGUUAUCUUCUGAGCACAAUGCAAAUUUUGAAUCUGUGAGAGAGGAGUUGCGCAUGUUGCAUCCUGAUGAUCCACAGAUAGUGGUUUUAAAGCACAAGGUUUGGCGUGUGAAGGGUAUAAUACAGGUUUCAAGAUCCAUAGGUGAUGCUUACCUGAAGAAUGCUGAAUUCAACAGAGAGCCUCUAUUGCCAAAGUUUAGACUGGAUGAGCCCUUCCACAAGCCAAUCCUUAAAGCUGAGCCAUCGGUUCUAGUGCAGAGACUUCACCCUGAAGACCAGUUUCUUAUAUUUGCAUCUGAUGGGCUAUGGGAGAACCUUAGUAAUCAGGAGGCAGUUGACAUUGUCAACAACAGUCCACGUAAUGGGAUUGCAAGGAAACUUGUCAAAGCUGCAUUACAGGAAGCGGCAAAGAAAAGGGAGAUGAGAUACUCAGACCUGAAAAAGAUCGAGCGAGGUGUGAGGAGACAUUUUCACGAUGAUAUCACUGUUGUUGUAUUGUUUCUUGACUACAGUCUGAUCAGUCGCAACUCCAAUCGUGGACCUUCACUUUCAAUCAUAGCAGGGGGAGGUGUCUUUGCAAAUGGCAGCACCUAGUUGUAGAGGUUCUAAAUAUCUUCUCCUUGAACCUUGUUCCAUCAAUUUGUCCUUAUUUUUUUCCCUCAAAACAAGAACGUAAAAUGUUUGUAUGUAUAGCUAUGCUGCUUACGCUCCACAAACCCUUUUCUAUAAUUCAAUGAAGAUCUUCUUAGAGGGUAGAGUGGAUCAUCAAACAGCUGAAUACCUUGAAAAAAAUUAUGUAAAAACUAUCUGGGAAUCAGCUCAUACAAAAAUUGGAAAUCUACCUGUUGAAACA
This is a messenger RNA of Vitis vinifera (wine grape), 1885 nucleotides long. RefSeq names its product probable protein phosphatase 2C 38. Gene Ontology annotation, biological process: protein dephosphorylation. The transcript is spliced from 5 exons. Gene Ontology annotation, molecular function: cation binding; protein serine/threonine phosphatase activity. Lineage: Eukaryota; Viridiplantae; Streptophyta; Magnoliopsida; Vitales; Vitaceae. The coding region runs from base 454 to 1626 and encodes 390 amino acids. The record is from RefSeq and is a predicted model, not a curated record.